AUGGAUGAACAGAGAUGUUUUGCACCCAACAUUUCCCAAAACUUUGGUACCCCAUCAACUCAACGUAAAGAGCAUCCCGGUUCAGGCGCAUUUAAUAAACCUCCCCAAAGGUCUCCCUCCUUAAAGGCUGACCAACAUCAGCAGGAGACAUUUCCAGCUGACCAGGAGCAGUUCUUUCAUAUAAUGAGUCAUGCACAAGAUGGCCGUAUAGAAGAUCAACGUUGCUUUUUACAACAAAGCGGAAGUACACCAGGCACAACCAGACGCAAUGAAAACGCUUUAAAUAGUGUACUUGUAGGUGCAGACGCUGAGGCAUUCUUUAAAUUCCUUGCCUUCAGUCAGGGACGACGGCUUGAUGAUCAGCGUGUCACACUACCUAACCUCCCUGGGAUAAGUGGGAUAUUUGAAAGAAAUCCAAUUGGUAGUAAUGUAAAGACUGAGAUUCCAGCCUUUCCACUACACAUGCUUUGGCCUGAAAGCACACCAGCAGCAUCAAGCAAGAACUGUUACAGACCUACCUCACCAUCUCCAAUGGCUUAUGCAGAAUCAGGCUCCCCUGCAGCCCUACCCAAAUCUUCUUCAUUUACCCCUGAGACAGAAUAUCAGAAAAAGCUCAAUUCCCCAGGACAGGUGACAGUGAGAGUGUCCUUGAGCUUCACGCCAGAGCAGGUGCAGAAGGAUAUCAGCCAACCAUUUACAUUCCCAGAAGUCUUCCUCACUCUAGGAGCCCCUGGAGAUAACCUUGUGAUCCCCCUGAGUCCAAAACCUGGCAGGCCACUUUCCUUCAACCUAAAUCUAAUCCCAAAAGAAGAUAUCAAGUCCAGGCAGUGCUCUCCAAGCCAUGCAAGUCCACAGAAAGCCUACCCAAGCCUGUCAUCCUCCAAACGACAGGAGGGGACCAUGACGAGCCCCAUCAGUCCAGAUGAAGACUGCUUCUCUCUGAUAGAGAAGGUUCACACAGCUCAGUUGCAGAAGGCUAUGGCUCAAGGUGGACACAAAUGGAAAGGUGAUCCUGGAAAGGGAAAAGAGAAAAGCGCUGCAAAGGAAGGGAAAGUGGGUUGGAAAAAAAGAUAAGGAUAGUGGCAAUAAACAAUAUUAAGGUUUUAGUGAUUGUUGAGGAAAGGAAUUUGUUGAACAAUGUUUAAACAAUUGAAAUAGAAUAUUUAAUUUGGUACCGUAGUAAGUAAUAUGCUUGUUUUUAUUUUCAGAACCGUAUAGGUAAUUUGUUGAAGCAUUUGAUGCUACUUUUUCCUUUGCUGGUUAAAUGUCCUGUACAGAUGGUCUAUUAGUUUCAAGCCUAGUCAUGUGGGUAAGAACUCUUUGCUUUUUCAAUGUAAAUACAGUAUAUGAAGUUAAAGAUAAUGCAGCUUAAACUGCUUAUCCAAAGAGAGAAAUUGUAGGUAGGCUGGAAUUAACGUCAUUAUUAUGCCAAACAAUAAAAACAGAAAUGA
Molecule: messenger RNA, 1451 nt
Organism: Pungitius pungitius (ninespine stickleback)
Lineage: Eukaryota; Metazoa; Chordata; Actinopteri; Perciformes; Gasterosteidae
Exons: 6
Coding region: 1-1074 (357 amino acids)
Molecular function (GO): guanyl-nucleotide exchange factor activity; protein binding
Source: RefSeq, a predicted model, not a curated record